This is a messenger RNA of Manis pentadactyla (Chinese pangolin), 2197 nucleotides long. RefSeq names its product adaptor related protein complex 1 subunit sigma 3 (gene AP1S3). Bases 159 to 623 code for a protein of 154 amino acids. Gene Ontology annotation, cellular component: membrane coat; intracellular membrane-bounded organelle; AP-1 adaptor complex. The transcript is spliced from 5 exons. NCBI's taxonomy places the organism in Eukaryota, Metazoa, Chordata, Mammalia, Pholidota, Manidae. Gene Ontology annotation, biological process: vesicle-mediated transport; intracellular protein transport. The record is from RefSeq and is a predicted model, not a curated record. Gene Ontology annotation, molecular function: clathrin-cargo adaptor activity.
GGAGUCUGCACACUUUCCGAGCCAGGGCAUUGUGGGAGCGGCCAUGGUCUGAGGCGGGCGCCUCACCUGUCCGCCGCGCCGGCUCCGCGCUCGCCUCUCGCCCUCGCGUCUGCCGCGCUCGCCGCUCGCCGGGCGGGGGCGGCGGCGGCCCGGCCACCAUGAUACAUUUCAUACUGCUUUUCAGUCGACAAGGGAAAUUACGGCUGCAGAAAUGGUACACUACUCUCCCUGACAAAGAAAGGAAAAAGAUCACCCGGGAAAUUGUUCAGAUUAUUCUUUCUCGUGGUCAGAGGACAAGCAGUUUUGUUGACUGGAAGGAGCUAAAACUUGUUUAUAAAAGGUAUGCUAGUUUGUACUUCUGCUGUGCUGUAGAAAAUCAGGACAAUGAGCUCUUGACACUAGAGAUUGUUCAUCGUUAUGUGGAGCUGCUGGACAAAUACUUUGGAAAUGUCUGCGAGCUGGAUAUUAUCUUUAAUUUUGAAAAGGCUUAUUUUAUCCUUGAUGAGUUUAUAAUUGGUGGAGAAAUUCAAGAAACAUCCAAGAAAUCUGCUGUCAAAGCCAUUGAAGAUUCUGAUAUGUUACAGGAGACAAUGGAAGAAUACAUGAACAAGCCUGCGUUUUAACUAUCCAUCUACUUGAAGACAAUGAGAGUGCUGCAUGUUGUGAAUCUGUAAAUAAGCAAUGCCUCGCCUCCGGCUAUUGACAGAGCCUCUGGAACCUGCCAAAAAUAAGUUAAAAGGGAUUCUUUGUAACUAGCAAAAAUUAAUGUUGUUUAACAUACUAUAUUUAUCAUUAUUACAUGUCUGUAUUAUACUGUAUAUGACUAAUUGUAGCUCUGGAUGUUAAAACAACUGCAUCAUAACUCAAUAGACAAUGGUUGCAAUGUUUUAACUCCAUGUAAUUUUUUUCAAGCUAAUUUAAAUAAAUUUGUUGCAAUAUGUUCUGUUGCAUUUGAUCCUCUACUGACGGGCUGAAAAUUGUAUUGUGAUCAUGUUUUUGAAUGUAAAAUAUAUCUUGUAUCAAUAAUACUCUUCUAAAUGCUUAGCUUUCUAAAUUGUAUAAUAGUUCAAAAUUACGUUAAUAGUUCAGAAUUCAUAUAUAAUGCUAGAUAUUUUUGACACACAUAAGACUGUAAUUCCAGCCCAGAUACAAUGUAUCUGAUUUUAAUAUCCUGAAUUCAUUGAUUUUUUUCAGGAUUGGAAUUAAGAAGAUAACCAAAGAUUGUGUAGGACUUGUGUGUUUUUGAUGCCUUGGCAGCUGCUAUCUAGGCCGAGGUUUUAAUUUUACCUUUUAAUUGAAUAUAAGGGCAUUUCAAUAAGGCUGUGUUUUCUACAUCCUCUGUGUAUUUAUUAAGGUUUUGAGACAUCUGGAGAUGCAGUGUCUGUGACUUCCCUUAGUAUAAUAACAGCAGAGUGAAGAUGAACAGCCAUAGCAGUAAUUACUACUACUACUAUUUUAAUAAUCUUUUAUGUUUCAAGUACUCUUAGUUGCUUGAUUUUGUUUCAAAUAUAUUUUAAAGUUUAUCUAAUAUAUUUUGAAGGCAUUUUUUAUUAGGCUAACUUAGAGCAUUUACUGUUUUUUGCGGCCUAUAUGGUCUUUCAUUCCCCAAAGAAAAUAUUUGCUGCUGACCAUUAUUAUUAUGAACAUGUUGCAUUCCUGCUCCUGGCAUGAAAGUUCUAUAUAGCUAGGUAGUAAGUCAGGCAUUAUAGGAAAUAGCUCCUAGGGAGAUAGAAGGAAAUGUUUUCUCUUGAUGCCCCACUUUUGAUGUCUUACCUGUGCAUUUUCAAUGUUAGUUUUGAGGUUCGGUGUCAUUCAUAUUGGGGACCCUCUGGUGCUCUUUCUAAGAGAAGAGUAUAUUUGCUAUUUCAUUCUCUAGGAGAUAUGAUAUGGUAGGCUUUUGAGAACAUGAGGGAAAAAUGUCCUUUUUGAUUAAUAUUGCCAGAUACAUUUAGGGAAGAAAGGCAAGGGCAGAAGAGAAGGACAAAUUGACCAAUUCCUCAGUUAGAACCAUUACUGAAAGGAAAUAACUCAGAUUAGUAUACAAAGUAAUUAUUGGUCUUUUAAUAUCUAAUAUUUCCUCAAAUUAUAGAAUUACAAUGAUGGCAUCAGAUUGAAGUUUAGCUGUCAUUUUGAUGACUUUAAGUCUUCAAGUUUAAGGUUUAAUUAUUUUUGUUGAUAAUAUUGUGAGGCUGUAUUU